AUGGCUUGCGGUCGGCGUCGGCGGACAGAAGAUGGAAGUGCCGGGCUAGAUAUCGCGACUGGACCACGUCUUGAGAGUCCUCACUUCUUCAAGAUCAUUCUCUCUGACACCCUUCAAUCUGGGAAGCUCGGGAUUCCGAAAAAAUUCUUAGGAAGAUAUGGAAAGGAUCUCUCAAGCUUGGUGCUACUCAAGGUUCCGGGCAGUUUGACCUGGACUAUAGGAGUAGAAAAGCGAAACAAUGGCAUUGUUUGGUUGUGGAAAGGGUGGCGAGAAUUUAUGCAGCAUUACUCCAUUGGUCAUGGUCACCUCGUAGUUUUCAAAUAUGAAGGGAACUCCACUUUUCACGUGAUGAUAUUCGAUAAGAGUGCUUCGGAGAUCGAUUAUUCGUCGAGUGGCAUAUCGAACCUCGGGAGUGGAUUUAUCUCGCCAAAGAGAGAGUAUGUGGUAGAAGUUGAAGUUUCGGAGGAUUGCGCUCCUCGUCAAAAAAUGAGGGUCAAACCUCAUUCACCAUGUUCUCAGUCGAGUCCCUGCUCAUCACAAGAUCUCGAAGAUAGGGUCGGAGAGUCUAGAAGCAGAGCUAGCCAUUCUAAGCCAGUUUUUGGUGGUUCUACAAGUUUGUGGCCUCUCUCUAGUUUUGAAUUGGCUAGCAAAUUUGACUCAGAGUAUCCUUUUUUCAAGGUGGUGAUCCGGCCAUCUCACAUUAAACAUGAUAUAGAGAAUGUUCCUCGUAGUUUCAUCAUGCAGCACAUUCGACAAAUCAAGAAAAUUGCGACUCUCAGGCAUUCAGACAGAACAUGGCCGGUGAAGCUUAGUAGCUAUCCUAGUGGGGCGAUGUUCUCUUCUGGUUGGAUGGCAUUUGUGAGAGGAACUCGCUUGCAUGUAGGAAAUGUCUGCGUGUUCGAGCUAACUGAUAGAGAUGAUAUUGUGUUCAGAAUCUACAUUUUCAGCGGCGCAGGCAGGAACAAACGGUCUAAAUGCAGAGUGAACCAUUCUGAGCUGCAUGUUCCUCGUCGAUUCGCCGAGCAACAUUUUGAAGAAUUCGAGGGAAUGGUAACUCUUAGGUAUUCAGAUAGAUCGUGGCCGGUGAAGCUCUUAAGAUUAACGCACCAAACCCGAGUGUGCUUUUCUGCUGGUUGGGCUGCAUUUGCCAGAGAAACUCAUUUGCGUGUAGGAAAUGCCUGCGUGUUUGAGCUCAUUGAUAGGGAUGUUGUUGUGUUCAGAGUUUCCAUCUUCGAAAAUGGUGGUGAGGACGAGAUUCACAUUGAUUGA
Messenger RNA from Rhodamnia argentea, 1269 nucleotides. Its product is annotated as B3 domain-containing transcription factor VRN1-like. The record is from RefSeq and is a predicted model, not a curated record. NCBI's taxonomy places the organism in Eukaryota, Viridiplantae, Streptophyta, Magnoliopsida, Myrtales, Myrtaceae. Bases 1 to 1269 code for a protein of 422 amino acids. The transcript is spliced from 6 exons. Gene Ontology annotation, molecular function: DNA binding.